AGGUGUUCAAAUUAAAGUUGAAAUACAUUUACAUUUGUAAAAGAAACUGUUUAGCUCUUUCUGGACAUAUCCCAAACAUAUCCACGUUAGUGUUGGCAAGGUUUCAUUGCUUGUUCUUUUAAAAUGUGACGGCAAGUUUGAUUAGUCUGGUAUAUUUUAGCUCUUUCCGUUUCAAUCACAGAUUACUAUGAAAGCGUUUGCCAUUAUACGUCUUUCCUAGUGUUUCAUGAUGAUUUGGGAUGUAUCCUAAGGGACAUAUGGCUGUUACAUACAAGUGCAUUUUCAGCAUUCAUACUCUAAGGGCCGCUAUUGGACAAGAUUCGUGUAGAAUGAAGCUGAAAACAACACAAAAUCCCUCCUACUUACCGUUUUAUUAAUGAGGGAACAACGAUUUAUUUUUGCUGUUCUGACAAGAGCAGACUGCAUCAGAUUCUGCUUUUCCGUUACAUGAAGCUUUACAUUUCACAAUUUUUCUAUUUAACGAUAAUCAGAGGAUCACGUCGCUGUCAGUAUGGUUUAUUUGCGCUCGUGUGUUGCUUCUUGGCAUCGUCGGAUGACUACAGCACCGCUAAAAUGGCAGACUGUGUUUUUUAUUUUCUGUGUUUACGGGAUGGACUUCGUCUUUUGUCAAGCGCGAUAUUCAAUUCCAGAGGAGACUCCAGAGGGAUCAUUUGUAGGCAACAUCGCCAACGAUUUGGGAAUAGAGAUAAGUAGACUUAUUUCUGGAAAAGCUCGGGUUGUAACAAAGGGCGGCCGGCAAUAUGUCGAACUGAGCAGAGACAAAGGCACCCUCGUAGUGAAGGAGAGGAUAGACCGAGAGGAGCUCUGCAAGCAAACAACGCCCUGCAGCUUCAGCUUUGAUCUGAUCAUGGAAAACCCCAUAGAACUGCACCGGGUGACUGUGGAGGUUCAAGAUGUAAAUGACAAUGCACCUAAAUUUCCUAAAGGUACUGUCAAUUUACAAAUUAGUGAGAACACAGAAACGGGGACGCAAUUUCUUUUAGACAGCGCUGUAGAUUUGGAUGUAGGAGUAAAUGGUAUUGAAAGUUAUUUGAUUAGUCAGACGGAUCAUUUCAAGUUGAAAAUAAAUAAUGAAGCUGACGGCAGUAAACAUGUAGAAAUGUUGCUGCAGCGCGAACUGGACCGAGAAGAACGUGAUGAGCUAAAAUUAGUUCUGACUGCAUAUGAUGGAGGAUCACCUAAAAAAUCAGGCACAAUGCAAAUUCAUAUUGCUGUAUUAGAUGUGAAUGAUAAUGCCCCGGUGUGUAAACAAUCAGUUUAUAAAGCGGAAAUCAUAGAAAAUUCCCCCACUGGUACAGUCGUGACUGCAGUAAGCGCCACUGAUGCUGAUGAAGGAAUAAACGGUCUAGUCUCAUACUCGAUUGCUCAGGCAAGUGUAGAAGCCAGGAAUGUUUUUGACAUAAACACGGAAACAGGCACGAUUACAACUUUACAACGUUUAGAUUACGAGAACGAAAUAGGUUAUCAACUAAAUAUUAAGGCAAUGGACAAAGGUGGGCUAAAAGAUAUAUGUAAAGUGAUUAUAGAUGUCAUUGAUGAAAAUGAUAAUUCUCCAUCUAUACAGCUUAUGUCAUUUUCAAACGUCAUUCCAGAAAAUUCUCCAGUCGGAACAACCGUGGCUGUAAUUAAUGUAGAAGACGCAGAUUCGGGUAAAAAUGGGCUCGUGCAGUGUAAAAUCAAUGAAAACAUGCCGUUUAGAAUAGAAUCGUCGUUUUCUGAUUACUAUGCAUUAAUUUCAGAUGAAACUCUUGAUCGAGAAACUAUUGCUGAAUACAACAUAACCAUUCUGGUAUCCGAUCAAGGAAUUCCUGCACAACUCAAUAACAAAACGAUCAAUGUUAAGAUUUCCGAUGUGAAUGAUAAUCCACCCGUAUUCAGUUCUAACGAGUAUAAAACAUUAGUUACUGAAAACAACUCUCCGGGUGUGGCUGUGCUGACUGUAAAAGCGAGCGAUGCUGACUGGGGACCAAAUGCACGGCUGUCGUAUUUUUUAGAGGAUCGUAAUAUACAGGGCAACCCAGUGAGUUCUUUAGUCUCAGUAAAUUCAGAGAGCGGGGUUAUACAUGCAAUCAAGGCCUUUGAUUAUGAGCAAAUGAAAACUUUCAGCUUUAAUGUGACAACCCGAGACGGAGGGUCGCCUCCUUUAAGUUCUGAAGUCACAGUGACGAUCAUCGUUGAUGAUCAGAAUGACAACGCUCCUCAGGUUCUCUACCCAGUACAGACUGGUGGCUCUGUGGUGGCUGAGAUUGUGCCUCGUUCAGCAGAUGUCGGCUAUCUGGUCACUAAAGUGGUGGCUGUUGAUGUGGACUCUGGACAGAAUGCUUGGCUCUCCUACAAACUCCAGAAAGCCACAGACAGGGCGCUGUUUGAAGUGGGAGCGCAGAAUGGAGAGAUACGAACUGUCCGCCAGGUCACUGAUAAAGAUGCUGUCAAACAAAAGCUCACUGUAGUUGCGGAGGAUAACGGACAGCCAUCUCGCUCAGCUGUAGUGAACAUCAAUGUAGCUGUAGCGGACACUUUCCCUGAAGUGCUCUCAGAAUUCACCGACUUUACGCACGCCAAACAAUAUAACGAUGACCUCACCUUUUAUUUAGUUUUAGCAUUAGCUGCUGUUUCUUUCCUUUUCAUCACAACUGUAGUAGUUAUAAUAUCAGUAAAGAUCUACAGGUGGAGACAAUCACGCGUCUUCCAUCACUCCGAUCUCCCAGUUAUUCCGUACUAUCCUCCCGGUUACGCAGACACAGGAGUUACUGGAACGCUGCCGCACAUGUAUAAUUAUGAUGCUUGUAUGACGACUGACUCGAGGAAGAGUGGCUGUAAAUAUUCUACACUUGGAGGACAAAGUGUUUUAGUGAUGGACCCAAAUUUUGCAGAAACUAUGCAGCGCGCGAUGAGAGAAAAAGAAUUCCAGCAAGACUCAGAGUCACCGGAAGUGGUAAGGGAAUAAUAUUUCAAUUUAAAGCAUGUCAACGUUCAUGUGAAAUAUGUCUUGAAAGAGAUAUGUACGGGACAUGUGAUUGUUCUAAAUUCAGUGUACAUUUUUUACGCGUAUAUUAGGUCUUGACUUCUUUCAGAAAUACUCUGCUCUAACGUCUAUGAAAUAUUCUUUGACUUAAUUUCAAGUGUCACAUUUCUUUCAGUCGUCUUACAGUACACUGCACUUGAUUUACCCCAUCUUAUCAACAACUUAUUUGUUGAAUACUGUACUGUAAUCGAUUACGGUCAAAAGCUUGUGUUCUCCCAAACUUGUACAUCCUAAUAACUUUUUCCGUGAGUCGCUUAACUCUGCACGUGAACUAGUAUACCAUCAUUGAGCAUGCGCAGUAAGAACCAGUGAGAACAAAGGAAAUAUAUGCAACGUCAAAUGUUUACUUAACACAAGUAAAUAUAAUAGUAGAUGUAAAUAAUGGAAAUCUGAAAUAUGGCUCAUACAAGCAAUAAAGACAUUACUCGCUGACUUUUCUAAAAAGUUAUUUCAUUUUUCCUUUGUAAUGAGCAUUCAAAGCGUUCGUUCACAGUUCAGUGUUUAAUAUUAUAAUAUUCAUUAAUAAACAGCAUAUUGUUUAUACAUAAGUUUUAAAUAGAACUGGAUAUCUAAUUGCCAGAAAUUACUGAAAUUUAUAUUUAAUAACGUAUAAAAAUAGUUUACAUUUUAUCCUAUAAUCAGUUUCAUCUUUAAUUAACCUGUUUCACUUGAGUAAUGUUAUUUAACAUUUGGGAAAUGCUGUUGUGC
Ictalurus furcatus (blue catfish) is the source of this 3754-nucleotide messenger RNA. RefSeq names its product protocadherin beta-16. The transcript has a single exon. NCBI's taxonomy places the organism in Eukaryota, Metazoa, Chordata, Actinopteri, Siluriformes, Ictaluridae. The record is from RefSeq and is a predicted model, not a curated record. Gene Ontology annotation, cellular component: plasma membrane. Bases 512 to 2968 code for a protein of 818 amino acids. Gene Ontology annotation, molecular function: calcium ion binding. Gene Ontology annotation, biological process: homophilic cell-cell adhesion.